This is a messenger RNA of Micropterus salmoides (largemouth bass), 2922 nucleotides long. RefSeq names its product guanine nucleotide-binding protein G(I)/G(S)/G(T) subunit beta-2. Gene Ontology annotation, molecular function: protein binding; signaling receptor complex adaptor activity. NCBI's taxonomy places the organism in Eukaryota, Metazoa, Chordata, Actinopteri, Centrarchiformes, Centrarchidae. Gene Ontology annotation, cellular component: heterotrimeric G-protein complex; cytoplasm. Gene Ontology annotation, biological process: G protein-coupled receptor signaling pathway. The transcript has 10 exons. The coding region runs from base 786 to 1808 and encodes 340 amino acids. The record is from RefSeq and is a predicted model, not a curated record.
ACCGCGUGAUCUGGCAGCCUGUGUCUGAAUGAUGAUAACUGACCGAGAGGGCCGCCUCUCAUUAAACUGGAAGAAGAAAGCCCACACAGUCCAUCUACUGACGGGUUGAUUUUUGUUGUUGUUGUUGCACAGCCAGUAACCUUUUUUAAAAGAUCAAAUUAUUUUCUAUAUGAGGCACUUGGCAGAUUUUGCUCAGUAAUCCGUCGCGGACUCGGAGGCGGUUGUCCUGAUGAAGUGUCGACAGAGGGAGGAGGAAACCAAAGAGAGGAAGGAAGCGAGGAUAACGUCACGAGAAGCAGAAUCGGAGUAAAAACGGUCUGAGUGGGGUUUAAUGGACAGUCCUUGAUGCGGGCCGGGGACCGAGCUGUGGCGAAUUUGUGUUUGUUUACGUCGUAUCGGACAAAUAUGUUUUUGUCGACUCGUCGGGCGUGAAAAGGGCCAACGCACGUCGGAGAGGAAACGCAACCCAGCAGCAGCCGAUUUCAUCUUUUUAGGAGCUCCUCUAUAAAGCAGGGAAAUGGAGAUGUGUGUAGCCCUCCUGCGUUUGCCUGUUUGCUGAAGGAUUCGGAAGCAGCCUCAUCGUGACACACGGAGCUUUGAGUGGAUCUCCUCUGCAUCUCCCCCCUUUUUUUAAAUGAGUGGAAAAGACAUAUAGUCAAAAAAAAACAACAACCCUCCGCUGGAUUUUGAGGACGCUGCUUUCAGUUUUUCUUUUUUUGUUACGACAGACAAAAGCAGCAAAAUCAUCGGGAGAAUUAACAGGUGACCGCUUGGACAAAUCCAAAAUGAGUGAGCUGGAGCAGCUUCGCCAGGAGGCCGAGCAGCUUAGGAACCAGAUAAGGGAUGCCAGGAAAGCAUGUGGAGAUUCAACCCUGACACAGAUAACUGCUGGUCUGGAUCCUGUGGGUCGGAUUCAGAUGCGCACGAGACGCACCCUCCGGGGCCACCUCGCUAAGAUCUAUGCCAUGCACUGGGGUACAGACUCAAGGCUUCUGGUUAGUGCCUCUCAAGAUGGAAAACUGAUCGUCUGGGACAGCUACACCACUAACAAGAUACACGCCAUCCCCCUGCGCUCCUCCUGGGUGAUGACCUGUGCGUACGCCCCUUCUGGGAACUACGUAGCCUGCGGAGGCCUCGACAACAUCUGCUCCAUCUACUGCUUGAAGACUCGCGAGGGCAACGUCAGGGUCAGCAGGGAACUACCUGGCCAUACAGGUUACCUGUCAUGUUGCCGUUUCAUUGAUGACAAUCAAAUCAUCACGAGUUCAGGAGACACCACAUGUGCACUGUGGGACAUUGAGACGAGUCAGCAGACCACGGUUUUCUCGGGCCACAGCGGCGAUGUCAUGAGUCUUUCCCUGUCGCCCGACCUCCGCACCUUUGUGUCGGGAGCCUGUGACGCCUCAGUCAAACUGUGGGACAUCAGGGACAGCAUGUGCCGGCAGACCUUCACAGGCCACGAGUCAGACAUCAACGCCAUCUGUUUCUUUCCCAAUGGCAGCGCCUUCGCCACAGGCUCUGACGACGCCACCUGCAGGCUGUUUGACCUGCGUGCAGACCAGGAGCUCAGCCUCUACUGCCAUGACAACAUCAUCUGCGGUAUCACCUCCGUGGCUUUCUCACGCUCCGGUCGCUUGCUGCUGGCUGGUUAUGAUGACUUUAACUGCAACAUCUGGGACGCCAUGAAGGGAGACAGAGCAGGAGUCCUGGCCGGCCAUGACAAUCGUGUGAGCUGUCUGGGUGUGACGGAUGACGGCAUGGCGGUGUCCACCGGGUCCUGGGACAGCUUCCUUAAGAUCUGGAACUGAGCCAUGCACAUAAACCGCAAACACACACACACACACACACACACACACACACACACACCCCUUGGGCCACAGUUUGCACCCUGUAUUCACUGUAUGUAAGACUCAACAGACAAACUGCAACAUUGUACUGUACAUAAUAUAUAUGACUUAGAUAUGAGUUUAUACACACACACACACACACACACACACCACUGUAUAUGCAGGACAAGACAACAGAAGCCCUGAACACAUGCCCACACUACUUACAGCUGAUUUAAGUGCACAGCAGCAAGGCUACAGUACCUACAUACCCCCCCCCCCAACACACACACACACACACACACACAGAUGAUCUUAAAAAUGUGACCAAAUACAGUUGGAUCUUCGGCUGCUCAAAUAAAAACACAAAUGCCACUAUGACCUGAAGCCUUUUAACGCGUCUAACACACACAUUCACGCACACGCGCACAUACACAUACACAUACACAUACACACACUUUUUCCUGAGAGACACUGGUCCUCGAGUUAAACAGGGGGAGAAGACGUUAUUGGACAAUUCUGUCUUUGUUUACAAUGAAGUCAAAAAUGCACUUCAGACAAAGUUUCUGUGCUAUUUUUGUCUCGGUACCACACGUAUCUCAGUGAUGCUAAUGUGAAGGAACAACGGCCGUGGAAGAGAAUCAUGAAAGUCCAUUAACGCUGAAAGAAAAUAACCACUGACAGACAGGGUGGGCCGAUGAUCGACAGAGUCCAAGGAAAAUGUCAACUCUUAUUUUCAUCCUGCUCAAAACAUCAUGUAGUCGCUGUUUUUAUAGAUAUGUACCCCCACAUACAGUACAGUUCAUCUGUUCAAGUUUUUGUUCAUUUUUUUUUUACACUUAUUUUAUUCAUGUUCUCCCUGUGUGCCUCAGAUACACUUUAAGGAUUAUUAAUAGAGAAUAUUCAUGAAGUUAAAUUAACAAAAAAAAAUGUAAACAGAUCUGAGAUUCAGAAUGUGGAUGAAAAAUAAAAGCAUUAUAAGACAUCUUAAUAGAGCAGGAGCCAGUAUUCAUACUUUGACUUUGUCAAUGUAUUAUCUGGACAUUAUGAUGGUAUAAUUGUACAUAAUAUUAAUAAAUUAUAGCCUCUCCUGCCA